Molecule: messenger RNA, 1281 nt
Organism: Trypanosoma conorhini
Lineage: Eukaryota; Euglenozoa; Kinetoplastea; Trypanosomatida; Trypanosomatidae
Product: pyrimidine-specific ribonucleoside hydrolase
Exons: 1
Coding region: 1-1281 (426 amino acids)
Molecular function (GO): hydrolase activity, hydrolyzing N-glycosyl compounds
Source: RefSeq, a predicted model, not a curated record
AUGGCUCAGUUGCAGCAGUGGCAGACGCGGUGGAAGGAGUUGCCGCAGCCGCGCAAAAUUAAAGCCCUGCGGCUAGUCGUCUUCGGCUGCUACGCCCUCGCACUGCUGUUUUUGGUGAUCUACGCCUUUGGGGGAACGAAGAGGCGGGUUCGCGAGCCUGCGCGAGUGGUGGUGUUUAUGGAAACCACGCCGGGGGCCCUCAUGGCUCUGCGCUACCUUGCGAAGCGCGCGGAUGUCUCGAUUGCCAUGAUUGUGCUUACGGUGAAUGCGUGGGGCGUCAACCUCAACGCCGCCUACGACAACACCGUCGCGUUUCUCGCCAUGUUAAAGGCGGAGUCGGCCUUGAGGUACGAGGUCCCGGUGUACUACGGCAGCAGUGUGGCGCAGGUGAACGCCGGAUUUAACGACGCGAUUAUGUUCCCUGACGAUGGCAGCACGGCGCCCAACACAACCGCCUGUACCUACCGCCGUGUCAUUAGGCCGGGGCUUUCGUUGGCGGCCGACGCCCUCUUCGGUGCGUCUGAGUUGCUCGAUGGGGUCACUCUUUCCGCCCCCGGGAGUGGCCACGGCGGUGGCGGUGGACUUAGUGGACAGUACGAGUUUUUCGGCGCCCCGCUGGCGAGCUAUUUGUCAGACCACGCCGCCUCGUUUUUGGUGCUCGGACCCGCGACGGACGCGGCGGCGUUUCUGCAACAGCAGCCUCCGAAGCUCUGUGCGAAGGUGCAUCAUAUUUUUUUCGCCGCCGGUGCUAUCAAGUCUGGGGGCAACACGCGUCUGGUGUAUCCACCAAACUGGCGCUCGGAGCAACACGCCUUCUUUGACCCCCUCGCGGCAAACUAUAUAGUGAGCGGCGCCCACGGCCGGCCGGUGGAUCUGCUGCCAUCGGACGCCUUUCCGCAGUGGCCGAAUUCCGUGUAUGCGUCCCUCAUCACCUCGCGUGCCUACCCAUCGCCGGCGUCGUCGUCGUCGGUGGACGCCUCUGCACAGGUGGUGGCGCGCGCGUUCAUUGGCCACGCCAAGCAGUUUGGCAUAGAAAAGCUGAUGCCUGUUGAGGUGUUGGCGGCGCCGUACUUUGCUGAUGCCAUGACACGAGGCGAUGCAACCGUCGCCGCGAUGCCGGUGCUGGUCGCGAAUGGCGUCGCUAUGUCUACGGACGGCCUCAUUGGCGCGCCAAGCAGCGAGCAGCCGCAGAAAAAUGCCUUCAAAGUCAAUGUCGUUUUGCGCGUCAAGGAGGAAACCUUCUGGCCACGCCUAGAGGCCGUGGACAGGCUGAGGGGUUAG